AUGGCACCCUCUAACAAGAGGAAAAAUGUGGACGAUGAGUUUGUGCACACAAUAUCAGACAAUGAAGCUGACGUCGGCGAAGAAGUCGCUGUCGAAGCCCCGCCUCCCAAGAAGAAAACCAAGACGAGCAAGAAGGCGAAGCGAGCCGUCGAGGCAGAUGGCAUAGAAAAGGAGCCAGAAGGCAUAUGGGGACAAAACGAUGACGACGAUGGCGCCAUGGAUUCGGACUUCGACUUCAUGGUCGACGGUGCCGAUGCCCUCGUGGGAGACGACUUUGAAGGCUGGGGCUUCGAAGGAGCCAAGACGGCCAUGAGCGGGGGGACCGAGAAGAAGGGCGUCGACAUUGACGAGAUUAUUCGACGACGAAGAGAAAGAAAAGAGGGGAAUAUGGCCGGAUCUAAGCCGGAGGAGGAAAAGCCUGCUUCUGCAAGCGAUGAGGAAGAAGCAGACGAGGAACCCGAGUUGGAGCUCGACGACGACGAGGAUGGCGUCCUAGCUGAAGACGGCUUCGGCAUGGGCGUUGGAUCGGAUGUUGAGGAGUCGGAAGACGAAGGGAUGCGAGAAGGGGAUGAAGACGAAGCCGAAGCCGAAGCCGAAGCCGAAGACGAAGACGAGGAGGAUGCUGCAGCCUCGGAUGACGACUCGGUCGCAACUCCCGUUGAGCACCCGGACGACGCCGAACAGUCCGAUCUCAGCGACGAAGAAGAUGCGGAGGAACAGGCCAAGCGAGAUGCGUUCUUCGCGCCGGAGGAGAAGGAACAGUCCGGGAAGAAGGGUGACCUCGCCUCGUUCCAGCGAAUGUCGCUGUCUCGUCCGAUUCUCCGUGGCCUUGCCUCAGUUGGGUUCCUCAAGCCAACACCUAUCCAAACCAAGGCAAUACCGAUUGCCUUGAUGGGCAAGGAUGUUGUCGGCGGAGCAGUAACUGGUUCUGGAAAGACUGGCGCAUUUGUGGUCCCCAUCCUCGAGCGACUUCUCUAUCGGCCUAAGAAGGUUCCGACCAGUCGGGUCGUCAUCCUUACCCCAACGCGCGAGUUGGCUAUCCAGUGUCAUGCUGUAGCCGUCAAACUCGCCAGCCAUACCGAUAUUAAAUUCUGCCUCGCUGUCGGAGGUCUGAGUCUGAAGGUCCAAGAGGCCGAGUUAAGGAUGAGGCCGGAUGUCAUCAUUGCGACUCCGGGUCGUUUCAUCGACCACAUGAGAAAUUCUGCCAGCUUCGCUGUCGAUACGGUGGAGAUUCUGAUUCUCGAUGAAGCAGACAGGAUGCUCGAGGAUGGUUUCGCCGAUGAGCUCAACGAGAUUCUGACAACCUUGCCCAAGUCUCGGCAGACAAUGCUGUUCUCGGCAACUAUGACCUCUUCGGUCGACCAGCUCAUCCGUGUCGGGCUCAAUAAGCCAGUACGCAUCAUGGUUGAUUCGCAGAAGAAAACGGUGACGACUCUGGUUCAGGAAUUCGUGCGGCUGCGACCUGGACGCGAGGAAAAGCGAUUGGGCUACCUAGUCCACCUCUGCAAGACACUCUAUACCGAGCGCGUUAUCAUCUUCUUCAGACAAAAGAAGAUUGCUCAUCUGACCCGAAUUGUCUUCGGCCUCCUGGGCCUCUCGUGCGCCGAGCUUCACGGGAGCAUGAACCAGGCACAGCGUAUAGCCAGUGUCGAGGCUUUCCGAGACGGCAAGGUCUCAUACCUUCUCGCCACCGACUUGGCUUCUCGUGGCCUGGAUAUCAAGGGGAUUGACACUGUUAUCAACUACGAGGCACCGCAAUCUCUCGACAUCUAUGUCCACCGUGUCGGCCGCACAGCCCGAGCUGGCCGCAGUGGUACGGCAGUCACACUAGCCGCCGAGCCGGACAGGAAGGUGGUGAAAGCCGCUGUGAGGUCAGGGAAAGCGCAAGGAGCUACCAUCCGCAGCCGGAUCAUCGACGUCGGCGAUGCCGACAAGUGGCAGCAACAAAUCGACGAAAUGGAGGACGAGAUCGAAGAGAUCAUGCAGGAAGAGAAGGAAGAGAAGCAACUCGCCCAAGUAGAGAUGCAGGUCAAGAAGGGAGAAAAUCUCUUGAGGCACGAGGACGAGAUCAAGUCACGGCCGAAACGGACGUGGUUCGAGUCGGAGAAGGAGAGGAUAACGGCGAAGGAGGCCGGUCGAGCCGAGCUCAAUGGAGUGCGUGAGAAGCUGAAGAAGAAGGGUGCUGGGAAGUUGAGCAACAAGGACAGGAAGCUGCUCGAUGCGAAAGCUGAGAGGAGCGGGGAGAGAUCGUGGAAGAAGGGGCGGGCAGAGAGGGAUGGUAAGGGGGCGGCUGCCGCUCCUGGAAAGAAGAGUCACAAGGGGAAGCCAAAGAGGGCCGCAGGGCCUAAGAAGGGAGGCAGCCGCCCGCACCCCCACCACCGCUCGACCCUUCUGCAGUACCUCUUCCCCCACUCCGUGCGCCAGCGCUACCGGGAGCGCCUGCUCGCCUUCCGGCUCGACGCCCUCCCACGCUACAAGCACCGCCUGCAGAGCCGCAUCUGGGGCUUCCUGGUCGCCCGCGAGCAGCGCAGGCGUACCCGCGAGGGCACCAGGCUCGUCGACGCCCUUGCCCGGCACGGCCGCAGGGCCAAUCUGCUCCUACGUGGGCCCGGGCCGCCGCCGAGACAGCACCAGCACCAGCAGCAGCACCACCGCGGGCACAACAGCCGGAGGAGGAAGGAGGAGGAUGCGAGUGCGCCGCCCGGGAGAGGGGUCGAGCAGAAGCAGACGCGAGAGCCUGGCGCCCGACGAAAGAAGCUGGCUGCCAUGGCGGGGAGUGUCUACCGUGCCGGCGUGGCAGCGGCGAGCGAGCUGAAGGAGCAGUAUAACAACACGCGAGUGCGGGGAGUGGAAUUGCCCGAUUCGGAUAUAUCGAUACCGGGUUCCUUCCCCGAUGUUGCUAUUGUGACGAAGGGGAACGAGCAGAUGGUGCUCUUUCCGUCAUAUGCCAAGCACCAUAUCAAACAGUCCGGUCAGGAGAGAUCGUCGAAUCUCCCGGAGGCUCCUUUGCCGACCCAGGGCAGCAUGAACGACGAAGAGUAUUGGCGUCAGGAGUGGGCAAGGAUUGAGGAUGAGAAGGCAAUUGUGGACGUCGAUGUCCGUGGCUGGAUAUAUACGCCGCAGAAGGGGCAGAUGACCAGGCGCAAUCGCAUGCUGGUGGGUCUUGCCCGGAGGUUGAGUGGAAUCCCUCCUCCAUUGGCUCAGGGCCAGCAGCCGGUGGCUUCAAUGCACGAAGAACAUGAGCGCAUGAGGGAGGAGCAGAAGAUAGCCGAAGAAGCACGGGAAAUCGAGAGGAAAGGUCAAGGAGAGAAGGAAAUUGCGAGUCGGGGAGGAUAUAGCGAACCGCCGAAGGAUUCCGAUGAUGAGGUCGAUACGCCGCAAAACCUCCGCUUUCCGAGGACGCGGAACGGAAGAGACUCGCCUCCUUCGGUACCUCCGUCGCCGACUCUGGCACCCAAGGCCUCGUGGGGGACGCAGCCGGCCGAGCUCACCGAGGCGGAACUGGCUGUCGCCAACGCAAAUCUCAUGGCGCGGCUUGGACCUUUCAUGACAACCCCUUUAGUCCAGCUGCCGGUCACACUUUUCUUCUACAACGACACGCAGUCCCAGUCGCGCACCGUGAUGACCAACGAUGCGGGCCAUUUCGUCAUGCGCGCCGCGCUAGAUUUUGUGCCAACCCAUGUCAGGACGCUAGCUAACGAGAACUUAUCUGCUACCGAGCCAGUGCGCGUCAUCGAGAGCUCCGGUGUCAGCGUGAUAAGCGAUAUCGACGACACGAUCAAGCACUCGAACAUAUCCCUGGGCGCACGGGAGAUCUUCCGCAACACGUUCCUCAGGGACUUGAGCGACCUGACCAUCGAAGGAGUGAGGGAAUGGUACACUUCUCUUCACGAUAUGGGCGUGGAAAUCCACUAUUGCUCAAACAGCCCAUGGCAGCUGUACCCAGUCCUUGCCACCUUCUUCCGCUUAGCUGGUCUCCCACCGGGUUCUAUCCAAUUAAAGCAGUAUAGCGGGAUGCUGCAAGGAAUAUUCGAACCCGUGGCGGAGAGGAAACGGGGUUCCGUCGAGAAGAUCCUACGAGACUUCCCCGAACGGAAAUUUCUCCUCGUCGGCGAUAGUGGAGAGGCCGACCUCGAAGUCUACACGGAUCUGGUGGUUUCAAACCCGAACCGGAUUCUAGCCGUCUUCAUCAGAGACGUGACGACGCCAGAUCAGCCAGGAUACUUUGAUGCAUCAUUCAAUGGUGGCGGUGAGCGCGGUAGCCGUAGUGAGAUGACUCGGAACCGUAUCGCCGGGCAUCAGUCUAAAAUUGACGACCCCGCGGCCCGACCGGCUCUACCGCCCCGGGUGGCAACAACGCCACCGAGGCCGGAAGGCCCCGUGAUGGGGACGCUGAUUGACUUGUCAGCCGAGCCGGAGGAGAUGACGCAGAACGAAUCACGAAACCUCUCCAGGCUCAAGGAUAACUCGAGACUGAAGACCAGCAGCAGCACCUCCAACCUGCUCGGCCGAAAGGCGCCUCCCCCGCGUCCAGAAAAGCCGCUAGCCCUUCGAAGCUCUCCUUCCGAGGUUAGCCUGGGAUCAUCAGCACAGCCUGACAGGCGAAAUCCCCAACCGCCGCCCAACCCACGCGUCCGCAAGCUCUCCGGGCCUCAAUCGAGUCAACAUCCCCACCCGCUCACGCAAAUCCAAAACUCGUCCGACCAGAGCAUCGGGAGCAGCGCCAGCCGGCCAACGCCCACGCCCCCCGCCCGAGCAACCUCGAACGCCAGCACCACAUCCUCUUCGUCCAGGCAGCAGCAGCAGCAGGUACCACCACCACCCCCGCCACGCCGCCGCGGGACCACCACCCCGACGGGGACACUCCUCAACCCGAUCCAGACCCCGGCCCCGCGCCCGCCGCCGACGCGCACCAACUCCGACGUCGACGUCGAGUCCCUCCCCGACGCGGCGUACCAACCCCAGUACCAGUCGCAGGCGGCGGCGGGUCCCGGCGCGGCGGUGAACAGGAAGUUGGACGUCUGGCGGAGGAGGCUGGCGCGGGCGCACGAGACGCUGGACAGGCACGGCGUUGCGCUGUAUACGUGGCGGAAGGGGCUUGAUGUUGUCGCUGAGGCGGAGGGGAUCGUGAGGGAGGCCAUGAGGGGGAUGGGAGGGGGGAAGAGAUAA
Messenger RNA from Phialemonium atrogriseum, 5169 nucleotides. RefSeq lists its product as uncharacterized. Lineage: Eukaryota; Fungi; Ascomycota; Sordariomycetes; Cephalothecales; Cephalothecaceae. The record is from RefSeq and is a predicted model, not a curated record. Bases 1 to 5169 code for a protein of 1722 amino acids. Gene Ontology annotation, cellular component: actin cortical patch. Gene Ontology annotation, molecular function: ATP binding; nucleic acid binding; phosphatidate phosphatase activity. The transcript has 5 exons.